Bombus pyrosoma is the source of this 428-nucleotide messenger RNA. RefSeq names its product cuticle protein 7-like. The transcript has 3 exons. Lineage: Eukaryota; Metazoa; Arthropoda; Insecta; Hymenoptera; Apidae. The coding region runs from base 1 to 399 and encodes 132 amino acids. The record is from RefSeq and is a predicted model, not a curated record. Gene Ontology annotation, cellular component: extracellular matrix.
AUGGCUUUUAAAAUUUCUUUAACGGCAAUUCUGGCGCUGUUGGUUUUAUUUCACGAGAAAGCCGACGCUGGCGGUCACGCGCACUCUUUUCAACAUUUCCACGGACCCGUGAUAGGCGAUGCUCGAGAGGUGACUUGGAAAGACAAGCACGGUCACCACGAUCAUGAUUACGUGGCACAUCCGCACUACGAGUUCUCAUACGGCGUCGAGGACCAUCAUACCGGCGAUUAUCAUGGCCAAAAGGAGCAUAGAGACGGCAAAGAAGUAGUCGGUGAAUACACAAUAAAAGAGCCCGGCGGAAAUAUUAGAACGGUGAAAUAUCGCGCUGGAAAGGAUGGAUUUUUCGCUCACGUUCUUAACAGCAACGGUAACGACCACGACGGAGGACACCACCAUUGAACGAAACGUUGUUUCAUUCAUUACCAAAG